Messenger RNA from Cetraspora pellucida, 208 nucleotides. NCBI's taxonomy places the organism in Eukaryota, Fungi, Glomeromycota, Glomeromycetes, Diversisporales, Gigasporaceae. The record is from the annotation of a GenBank genome assembly.
UUGCAAAAACAUCUUAUUAUUUUUAAACCAAAGCUUUGUAUCAAUAUGAAUAAUCAGACAUACGAUCUUACAAGCCCGAAUAAUCAGACAUAUGAUCUUACAAGCCCGAAUAAUCAGAUAUACAAUCUUACAAGCCUGAAUAAUAAUGAACCUACAUUUGAACUGGGUAAUAUAAAUACUUCUGACGAAGAAUCCUCUGAUCAGUUAG